Messenger RNA from Anguilla anguilla (European eel), 1475 nucleotides. It is a transcript of the gene lin37, whose product is annotated as lin-37 DREAM MuvB core complex component. Lineage: Eukaryota; Metazoa; Chordata; Actinopteri; Anguilliformes; Anguillidae. The coding region runs from base 182 to 913 and encodes 243 amino acids. The transcript is spliced from 10 exons. Gene Ontology annotation, cellular component: Myb complex; transcription repressor complex. The record is from RefSeq and is a predicted model, not a curated record. Gene Ontology annotation, biological process: negative regulation of transcription by RNA polymerase II.
GAAUUAGGUUGCGCGCGGAAGAGGAAUGUCCGUUGCAGGACUAUACACAACUAUAGCUUGGAGGUAUCGUCAGCUAAAGAGAAUUUACAUUUUUGUUUCCAGUUGCAUUUAUUACUGCUUCGUCGUCGAUGUUGACAUGAAUCACAAAUGAAGCGUUAAGUGAAGAUCAUUUGGACUGACGAUGCUGCACGUUAAAAUCAAGACCGAAAAACCAGGUGAAGCGCACGCCGAUACGGCUAGCGCUCGGAGCCGUCUGGAUGCCGUACUACAGGGGCUAGUGGAGAAGAGCGACAGCGAGAGAGAACAGAAUGACGAUGAGACGGGAAAGCCAGCUGCAGAUUCUCUGAGCAAGGAUUUGUCUCCUUCUUCCACUGGAAAGCGGCCGUCGUCACGGUUCCCACAGCACCGGCGGAAGAAGCGCAAGGAGAUGGACGACGGGCUGUCGGAGAGCAGCCAGCACAAACAGAACGCGUACAUCAUCAAGCUGUUCGACCGCAGCGUGGACUUGGCCCAGUUCAGCAGCGGCACGCCUCUGUACCCCAUCUGCCGGGCCUGGAUGCGCAACAACCCCGCCGCCAGGGAGCGGGCCGUCUCCCCCAGCCCCCCUCACAGUGUGGGGGAGGACGAGGUGGCUGACAUGCAGAACGGGAAGGCUCAGAAUUAUUACCGGCUCCCCCUGCCGUCUCCCUGCCCCGUCAGCCCCUCCGGAGACCCCGUCAACCUGCGCAUCCCGCUCACGGACAAGCCCGCCGCCAGCAAGCCUUCUGAACCUGCUCCUGAGUCGUCUACUUUGCUGUACAGCCAUAUGGAACGCUGGAAGAAAAUUAGACAAAAGUGGAAAGAGGCCUCGAACAAGAACCAGCUGCGGUACAGUGAAAGCAUUAAGAUCCUGAAGGAGAUGUAUGAACGCUAGCUCCACCUACUAACCUCUCCAGCCCUAUAGAGGGCAGUAUAGGACAGGAGUGAAGAUGAAAAGGAAAAAACAGUCGGAGGGGUUUUUAGUUUUUAAAGUCUGCACAACUGUCGUCUAAACUCCCUCCCAACCCUAGGUUUGUUCACAAGAUCCUAAUUAAGCCAUGUUUAGUAAAUUACAAGAUUGGUGUAAUAAAGUACCACUGACAUUAUUGUGGGUGUGUAUUUAUUGUGGUAGUAUUUUCUAUUAAGUAAUUCUUUUAAAACUUACAUCUGCAAACAUUCUGGGGUGAGUCUACAAACAUUUUAAACCAGAAAGUUUUGCUCAUUCUGUAACACAUUAUAAAGGUCUUCACAAAGCUCUUGAAAAUAUGAAAAUAUGUUUAUCAUAGAAAGUCUUGAAAAGUCUGGAGAGAGAGUGGUCAAAUAACCUUUACAGACAGCCCUUCUAUUUUCAAAAGUAACUGGAAAGUUGGCUGCUCUGCUGUUUCUUGGCCAGCUACUUUGAGAUGAUGUUAAUUUGCAUUAGAAGAAAAUAAAAUAAAAAUAGGCAUGUAUCGUCA